This is a messenger RNA of Labrus mixtus (cuckoo wrasse), 1446 nucleotides long. RefSeq names its product secondary ossification center associated regulator of chondrocyte maturation (gene snorc). Gene Ontology annotation, biological process: cartilage development. The coding region runs from base 151 to 507 and encodes 118 amino acids. The record is from RefSeq and is a predicted model, not a curated record. The transcript is spliced from 3 exons. Lineage: Eukaryota; Metazoa; Chordata; Actinopteri; Labriformes; Labridae.
ACACCUAGUCCCACCCCUCAGCUGCCUACCUCUCUCCCUCUCCUGCGCUACCCUCUACUCUUCUCUUGCUCUUCUCGACGGGUCAUUUACUUGAUAAAAGCUCAAGAUUUUUGGCUUAUUUCCGUCUGCAGCUCGUCCCUCACAGCCACUAUGGUUCACAGCAGCUGGAUCCGCAGAUUACUCCUCCUGGUUCUCCUUGGCCUCUCCUCGGUGGCCUUCGUACACACAGAGACCGUUGCAGACCCUGCCUCAACAACCAGGGACAACCAGGAUACCAUGUCUGGGGAGACGCCCAGUGACGUCACCACCAAAGACCCUCUCCAGGACAUGACUGAGCCGUCCUUCACCUACGACUACGAGGACUCCACACACUCCCAGGCCAUGGACGAGGAGGAAGGGGUGCUGGGGCCAGGGGCCAUCACAGCCAUCGUGAUAGCUGUCUUCCUGGGAGCGUCCGUGCUCCUCGCCCUCAUUGUCAUCACACUCAGGAAGUUCACUGCCUCCUAGAGUGAAUACAUCCCAGCUUAGUGUGUAUGUGUGUGUGUGUGUGUGUGUGUGUGUGUGUGUGUGUGUGUGUGUGUGUGUGUGUGUGCGCGUGUGCGUGUGCGCGUGUGCGUGCGUGCGUGCGUGUAUGCCUCAAGUGAUUGUGUGUUAACAUUUCUCUCAACUCUAAACGGUCUUAUUCCUCAUCUUGUGUUGUGCUUUUCUGUAGACACAAAAAUAAUAAUAAUAAUUGUGGCAGGUCCCUUUUCCAAAUAUUUGUAGAGCUACGUCAACACACUGUCAUUGACCAAAUAGCAUGGUGGCCAUUUCCCUCUGCUUUUAUCAAAUAUUUAACGUGGAAGUCAAGUUAUAAACUGUACUAUGGAAUCUUACAACAGUUCCAUAAGAAUAAAUAAUUAACAAGAUUAAAAGAUUCUGAACGUUGGAACUUCAAAAAACCUUUUCAAACCUCAAAAAGAUAUUUGACUACCCAUUUGUAACGGCUAGACAUUAUCUUAUGUCAGCGUUAAACAAUUAGACCACUUUGACGAUACAAAAUUCUGAGCUAAUGGUGUCAGCUGUUAUCAUUAUUAUAAACAUUAUAAACAUCAUGAUGUUGUUAAUGUUGUGUGUUUGGGUUUCUGGUCUCUUUGUCUUAAAGAUGGUGAUUUGUAAUUGUGCAGGCAUGACACAAUGAUACAAUCAAGCAUUAGCUGUUGCCAACAGCUAAGAUGUUGCUGUAGUUGUUGGUUUACCUUGAAAUAUGGCCCAACGGUUUAUUAAACCACUCACUAUCUUACUUAACAGUUACUAGCUUGCUUCACAAUCAGCUAGGAAUUGACAUGUUGCUUUUCUCAAAGUUUACCAGGAAACACUGACGUUAUCUCGUAAGUGGUUAAAAGCUAAUUCUUGGAAUGAUAAAACAGAAACUUAUAGGUUAUCAAAUUUGCCGUUUCAUCAAAA